This is a messenger RNA of Cantharellus anzutake, 696 nucleotides long. RefSeq lists its product as uncharacterized. Bases 228 to 662 code for a protein of 144 amino acids. The transcript is spliced from 4 exons. Gene Ontology annotation, molecular function: protein binding. NCBI's taxonomy places the organism in Eukaryota, Fungi, Basidiomycota, Agaricomycetes, Cantharellales, Hydnaceae. The record is from RefSeq and is a predicted model, not a curated record.
UCUAGCCCUCAGGAAGAUCGAACUCGAAGACGUGGCCUUCUCCAUUAUGAUCGCCUUGAUAUCCUCGACGUCAGAGAAACAGGGAGGCAUCGAUCUCAAUGAUCUCGCUCUUGAUUUGACAUCCCAGCCGUCUGAUUUGCUAUCGAUGGAUGUGUCUCGCGUGCCCAAAGCAUCUGAGCCCGGCUCUGGGCCGGUUGACGGGUUCCAGGAUCUGAGUGUCCAUCUGUAUGAUGCCACUACGUCUGCGCUUUCUGGGGGGAAUAACAUCAGUCUGUCAGACGAGGUUGGUAAACAGGGAACAAAAAAGGUUACUUGAGACGAAAUUGUUGAAGGAAUCAUCUGAUCCAAAAGAGGAGCCACCUAGAGGCUCCAGUGGUCGGAAGAUGGGGCAGUCGCUCGGAGGAGGUGGUGCGGUGGUUGGCGGAUCCUCUAAUGCAGGGAGUACGCCAAGUGCGCCGGGUGAUACUUGUCCAGUGGAGGAACGAUUCCAGCUCCAGGUGCGCCCAAAAAGUUGUUUUUUUGUUCCUGUACUAACGACUCGUUUUCAGCAAUUAACUGGUAUGGGUUUUACCAACGCGCAACAGAAUAUUCGGGCAUUAUUAGCUACGGGUGGCAACGCGCACGCCGCGAUUGGGUACAUUCUGGAAGGCGGUGGCCUGUAGAGUAACCGGCAGCCGGUAUGGUCGAUAUGGAACG